Messenger RNA from Spodoptera littoralis (African cotton leafworm), 1911 nucleotides. Lineage: Eukaryota; Metazoa; Arthropoda; Insecta; Lepidoptera; Noctuidae. The record is from the annotation of a GenBank genome assembly.
AUGUCUGACAGUGAUGUUCAUUAUAGUCGCAUUUCCGUGCCAAACACCACGGCUUUCAACCCUCCACUCGUGUCAGUGGUGGUGGAAUACCUCGUCCUUGUAAUGACUCUAGUGGCGUUCAUCUACGGCGCCAUCUCAUGGUGUCUCCUCAACAAAUUCCGGCACUUCAGAAACUUUGUCUACAUCAAUGCAGUCGUUUCCAGUUUGUUGCGGCUCUUAACAGUAUCUAUCAUCAUACCCUGUGUGAUGCAAGUUAUUGUGAUCGACGACCAAGACAUCAUGGACAUCUGCCGCUACAUCUGCACCUACUUCUCGGCCGUGCAGAACUAUUGGAUGCUAGUGAUCUGUUACAUAUUCUACGUGGAUAUUGUAAAAGUGUUUCGUGGGCAUGGAACGGAGGAGAGUGCGCGGUUCUUCUACCAUGGUCGACAACAUUACUCACAUUGUCAAUUCUACGGGAACCAACUCUACAAGUACCAGUGGAGUUCCCGCAAAAAGAUCAUACGGAGGAGGGUGCGCGAUACAUGCGCCAGCGGCUGCACCGCCAUGUUCAACAACACCACACACAUCCUCAACUCUACAGAAACCAACUCUACAAGUACCAGUGGAGUUUUCGCAAAAAGAUGUAUACUCUACGCGGUGGUCACCAUCUCUUCAAUCACCUUCAUCAUCGGCGUCGUCUCAUGGAUCUUAAUAAAGAAGUUUCGACAUUUCAGAAACUACAUAUUUCUGAGCAUCAUAUUCAACAACAUUGUCAACUUAUUGAUGACAGAUUUGAUCAAAAUGAUAAAGAAGAGUGAUAGAUUGGAAAUAAACAUGACCGGUGGGGUGUUGUUCCUGUAUUUCAGAAUGAGUGCGUAUUGUUGGUUGACUAUAUUGUGCUGGAUCUUCUAUGUUGAUUUAGUGAAAGUGUUUAAUACAGAAGUGUCUAAGAAGUACCUUAAAAUAUCUCUCUUCGCUUGGGGAGUGCCGAUAGUGAUUACAGUAUUCUCAACUGUCGUUAUGCCUCACAUUGGUGCAACUGGUGAUAACGCGGCUAUUAUAUUCAAUUCAAUACUUUUCCUUCCAUUCAGUGCUACACAAGCCAUGGCCCUGUUUACAUAUAUACUCCUGACCGCCCUACACGCGACCCUCGCACAGGACUGCGUCAUCAACAACAUACCCGAGCGCAUGGCAUUCGAGAAACAACUCCGAAAAGACCUAAAAUGCAACUAUAAAAUCUUCGAACAUCCUCCACAAAACAGCUCCAGUUUUCCAGUCAAAGUCAAAUUCGUGAUGAAAAAAUUCAGCUUCAACACCGAAGAAGACACAUUCUCAGUUCAAACACGGAUGUCUGUAUCUUGGAACGACCCUCGCCUCCAAUGGAACCCAGAGAAAUACUACGGGAUUGAUGUAACAGAAAUGUCAAUAAUGAAUAUUUGGGCUCCAACCAUAACUCUGGUCAAUUCAGUAAGUCCUGAUGACUUCAAUGACAGGUACUACUUCGCUCGCUGCAACAUCUAUAGUGAUGGUGAGGUGACCUGCAUGCGCAGGGUGACGCACGAUGCGGCCUGUAAUGUCAACCUUACACAUUGGCCUUACGACCAGCAAGAGUGUAGCCUCAUCUUCGAGGCCGCGGAUUCAAAAUCGCUGAACAUACAAAUUAACUCGUCUUCACGUGUUUUUAGUAUGUGGGGUGCAGAAUAUGGAGCCGAGUGGACCAUGGCAGAUUAUAAACAGGAGAGUAACUACACAUCUAACAAACGUUUAAAGUUGACUUUUGUUGUGGAGCGGGAAGCGACGGGUUUAGCGGCGAUCGUGUUCAGAGAACAUACCGAAGAAGAAUAUGAAUCCUCCAAAUCUGCUGUUAUACUACCGAGGUUCGGUUGUGCUGUCGUUGUUAUUAAUGCUACUCUCGUGUGUGUUGGGUAA